AUGGCCAAGAAGGACAAGAGCGACAAGAAGCGCAAGCACAGCAAGGUCGACGACCCGGCCUCGGCGCCGGCGGGCGGCUUCUCGCUGUUCGGCGGGUCCAAGGACGCUGGCCUCGACAGUGUGUUCUCCAAGAGCGCGGCGUUUGCUCUUCCCACCGCAGCCCCGGUGGCUCCUGCCCCAGGACCGGCGUCCGAUGAACCGGCGCGCAAGAAGGCGAUGAAGGCCAAGGCCAAGGUCGAGGCCGAGGCCAAGGCUGCGGAGAAGACUGCAGAGAAGGCCGAGAAGGCCAAGCAAGCCUACGCCGACUCGGAUGAAGAGGGUGCAGAGGCCGAGGGAUCCGGUUCCGAGUCCGAGGCUGACCUGGUGCACGAGGCGCUCAAGAGCCCGUCGGCCCGGCGCGCACGCGAUAACAAGGGCCAGACGGCCAAGUACGUUCCCCAAGACGAGAGCGCAGCCGACCGCGACCGCCGUACCCUGUUCAUCGGCAACCUCCCAAUCUCUGUGACGGAAAAGUCGGGUACCGCCGCGCUGAAGCGCCACCUCCUCACCUUUGCGCCGACUGCCAAGAUCGAGAGCGUGCGUUUCCGCUCCGUUGCGUUCAGCACGCCUACGAGCGCGGCGGAGGCUGGCGAGAAGAAGGGCAAUACCGACGAGGCCAAGGAAGCGACCCGGCGCGAGGAGCGCGAGAAGGAGCGUGCCGCGACGUGGAAGGUCUCGCAGGCUGGGAGCAGUGUUGGUGGGCGCGGAAACAAGCGUGGCGACGACGACGUGGUGGAUAAGAGCAAGAGCUUCCUCGAUAACAAGGGCAAGCGCAAGGUCGCCUUCAUCAAGAAGGACUUCCACUCCGAGGCCGACUCGUGCAACGCGUAUGUCGUGUUUGGGCACCCCCACCCUGACCGGUCGAAGAAGGUCGCUCCCAUCCUCGACCCGUACGAGGCUGCGGCGACUAUUGGCCCCGCGGCCAACGGGACGGAGGUUCUUGGCCGCGUGAUCCGCGUCGACUCCGUGCGCCUGCCUUCAGCUGUUGGGCUCGUGAGCGCGCAGAACAACCUCGGCAAGCGCGACGCAUGGCUACCAGCCGGAACCGACCCGAAGUGCUCGGCCUUCGUGGGUGGUCUCGACUACUCGGCAAAGGACGACGACGUGCGCGCAUUCUUCGAGGCGCUCGUUACUGCCGAGCGCGGCGCCCCCGAAUCGGGAAGCUGGGUGACGGGCGUGCGUAUCGUCCGCGACCGCGAGACGCAAAUGGGCAAGGGUUUCGGCUACGUGCACUUUGCGGACCGCGAGAGUGUCGACGAACUCAUCUCCCUCCCUUCCACCAAGCUCAAGUUUGCCAAGAAGCCCCUCCGCGUACAGUCGUGCAAGACGCUUCCGCCGGCCGCGAAGCGCCUCGCUUCAGCUAGCAAGGGCGACAAGGGUGACAAGGGCAAGGACGGCAAGGACAAGGGCGUCAAGAAGGAGAGGACGAAGCGGACAGUACCCGUUUCUGUGCCGAAGGGCGACCCGUCCCUCGGCGACCGGCUUAAGGACCUGAGCAAGGACGAGCGCAAGGCUGCCAAGCACGCCGACGCGACCCGCCUCGCUCGUCGUAUGGCCAAGAAGGCCAACAAGGUGGCGAGCGCGCAUAAGGAGACGGGAGCGGUCAAGCUCGCUGCGACAAAGGCUGAGAAGGGACUGCGCGCCAAGAAGGUCAAGGCGAAGAAGGGGCGUGUGAGGAGCUCUCAUGCGCUCACAAAGAUGAAGGGGAAGCGGGAGUAG
Cutaneotrichosporon cavernicola is the source of this 1758-nucleotide messenger RNA. RefSeq lists its product as uncharacterized. The record is from RefSeq and is a predicted model, not a curated record. Gene Ontology annotation, cellular component: nucleolus. Lineage: Eukaryota; Fungi; Basidiomycota; Tremellomycetes; Trichosporonales; Trichosporonaceae. The transcript is spliced from 3 exons. Bases 1 to 1758 code for a protein of 585 amino acids. Gene Ontology annotation, molecular function: rRNA binding. Gene Ontology annotation, biological process: ribosomal small subunit biogenesis.